Molecule: messenger RNA, 951 nt
Organism: Ficedula albicollis (Collared flycatcher)
Lineage: Eukaryota; Metazoa; Chordata; Aves; Passeriformes; Muscicapidae
Gene: RNF212
Product: ring finger protein 212
Exons: 12
Coding region: 34-951 (305 amino acids)
Biological process (GO): homologous chromosome pairing at meiosis; reciprocal meiotic recombination; protein sumoylation
Cellular component (GO): synaptonemal complex
Molecular function (GO): SUMO transferase activity
Source: RefSeq, a predicted model, not a curated record
GGGCUCUGCCCCAGCACCAGGCCCUGCUCCUCCAUGGCCAUGGCCAUGGCCGUGUUCUGCAACUCCUGCCUCUGCGAGCCCCAGAGCCCCACACCGCGCUUCUGCCUCACCAGCUGCGGCCACGUUUUCUGUGAGGUUUGCCUGCAGAAAGGCAAAAAAGAUGAAUGUUUGGUCUGUAAAAGUGCUUGUCGUACCUUAGUCCUUUCAAAAGAGACAUGCCCUGAUAUUCAAUCACUGUUCAUGCGAAUAGAUGUGUUAAGCAAGAAAUGUUCGAAAGAAGAAUCACAGGUUUCACAAUUUCAAGGAAAAUAUCGUAAGCAUUUAGUAACAUACCACAAACAAAAGAUAGCAAAGCUGGAAGAGUCUCUCAAGAAAGUAACACAACAAAUGCAACAGCUUCAAUGUAUGAAACCUCCUGAAAAAACUACACCGCUGCCAUUUUCCAGUGCAAGCAGAGAUCCAUUUUCCAUUCCUUCAAGAAGGCAGGAUGUUUAUUCUUCAUAUUCUCUUCAUUCAAGUCGUCCUUCCACUUCUGAAACGGUUGAGGCAAUGGAGGUUGAUCCUGUACCUUCACCAAUGAGGAAACUGGAGACACCAACCGGUCCAACAAGAUUAUCAGUAAUAACUCCACCACAGGAUGGACGUAUGGGUAGCGUAUCCUACAGGCAUUCUCAGACAGCUGUAAUAAUGCCACGUCGGAAGACUGAAGCAGAGUCUGCAAGAUCCACCCCUGUGAGCUUACCACGUAGUGCAUGUCCAUCACCAGCUGGAUCCCAAAGCAGUCGAAGGGGAUCAUGGGCCAGUUCUGAUUUCAGAACCCCUCAGCUGUACCCAUUUACAUCACCUUCCCCACAGCAGUCUCUAUCAAGGCAGCCAAUCACCAUCCCUGGAUUUCUGCAAAGACAACAUCUAGGCUCAACUAAUUUAGGAGGACAUUCAGCAGAGAGAUGA